Acanthochromis polyacanthus (spiny chromis) is the source of this 844-nucleotide messenger RNA. RefSeq names its product mannosidase beta like (gene manbal). Bases 235 to 495 code for a protein of 86 amino acids. Gene Ontology annotation, cellular component: membrane. Lineage: Eukaryota; Metazoa; Chordata; Actinopteri; Pomacentridae. The record is from RefSeq and is a predicted model, not a curated record. The transcript is spliced from 3 exons.
AUGACGUCGCAUCCGAUUUAUUUUCUCUGCCUUUGUAAACCAAAUUAGCAUUUUUCUUCAUCCAUUGGUAUCGUUUCGAGUUUUUACUUGUCUUGUUUAAUUGUUGUUUUAGCUUUGAUUUGUUGUUGUUUACAUUCCUGUAACUGUGAAGACGAGUGAAGUGCUUCUUCCACUGCUGUGCUCCUGUUUAUUCCACAAAUCGGUCGCUGAGGGAAGACCAAACAGAGCAGCGUCAUGUCUGCAGAGCUGGACCUGUCUCCUCCAGAGGUCCCUGAGCCCACUUUGCUAGAAAGCAUUCUGCGCUAUGGGUUGUUUCUGGGCGCCAUCUUCCAGCUCAUCUGCAUCCUGGCCGUCAUCUUCCCCACGUCAAAGGGCCAUGAACAGGAGGAAACCGAGUCCACUGAUGGUAAAUCUGCCGAACAGAUGAAGAAACCUAAAGGACCAGCACCUCAGAUUCGACAGAAACCAAAGAAAGAGAGCAAGAAAAAGCGAUGAACAGCUUUGGGUCUCACUGUGUGUGUUUGUGUCCUGAUUGUGUGAAUGGACGUGAGUGGUCACUGCCAAUACUGGAUUAUGAAAGUUAGCAUUUCAGUUUUCACUACAAGUAUAUGAAACACUCAUGUGUAUAAAAAUUGAUGCGCAUUGAGUUGAUACUCUUCAGAAUGACCUCUGUUUGCGUCCUACUCUCAUUCAACACAGAAUUACAAAAAGCUAAUAAUUACUGUGGCAUUUACUGACUAAUAAUUACUACAUUUUUCAUUGGCUACGUUUUUAUGUACUUUGUUUAUAAUUGAACAUCACUGAGUGAAUUGUGUUUGCAUUAAAACAGACAAAUAAACAUGUA